GGUGGGCCGGCGUGCGAGAGAGCCCAGCGAGUUUGCGAGAAACAAGCCAUCGGGCGAGGUUUCAUGCCAUAAAAAGACAAACACUGUUCUGUCUGCAAUUUUUGUUUGAGGUAAUACUCCCGGAGGUCGGAGCCAUAUCAUGUCGACGACCUCGUCCGACCCGCGCCGGCCGCUGCGCGUCACGCGCUACAAGUCCCCGCUGGCGGCCAACCCCAACUCGAGCGCCCCGGUGCCGGGCGAGGACCCGACGGCCGACUACAUGAACGUGCUCGGCAUGAUCUUCAGCAUGGUCGGCCUGAUGAUGCGCGUCAAGUGGUGUGCCUGGGUGGCCAUCAUGUGCUCGUGCGUCAGCUUCGCCAACUCGCGCAUCAACGACGACACGAAGCAAAUCCUGAGCAGCUUCAUGCUGUCCAUCUCGGCGGUGGUCAUGUCGUACCUGCAGAACCCCGAGCCGAUGAAGCUGCCCUGGGAGAUGCUCUCCUGAAGCCCGCUGGCCGGCGGGGCCGGCGUCUGGGAGGUGGGCAGGUCACCUCCUGACGAGGGGGCCACGGGCACGUGGUGCAAGAUAACCUCCUGAGUUGAGUAGAUGGCACACUGUUCAGAGCAGGAGUCAACACCCCUCUGGAGGUGGGCAAACGGACACGGCCGGAACAGGUGUGGCACGUAAUACCGCGCGGAACGAAGUUGGCUGGUGUGGCCCGGUGUCCGGGGACCGCCUGGCGUGUGCCACUGUCAGGCUCGACGCCAAGCUGUGGUCUGGUGGAGGUUCGGAGUUUGAUUGUGUAGACUUCUCGACCGAAGUGUGGCGAGGCUGACGGUGCCGGCCAGCGCACUGCUGGGGUGUCGGGUGUACCGUGGCUUCGAGCACGCGUGGAUCGGAUCGUACCGUGGUAUGCUUUGUUGUCUGUUUAGGAAUAUUUACAGAUUGAUGCGUUAUUUGCCAGGUCAACCAGCGUCGUUCCUCACGCUGUCUUCGUUGUCGGUGUUUGCUGAGUGAGUGUAUACGCACUGUGUGCCCAAAAAAUAUGCGUUUGGUGUUCCGUUUUCGCGACAUAUAAUGGUUGUAGCCAACAAUGCAAGCGUGGGCAUAAUCCAACUUUUUAUGUGAUAUAACCGACGUCUGUGAAUUCUCAA
Pollicipes pollicipes is the source of this 1134-nucleotide messenger RNA. Its product is annotated as protein Asterix. The transcript has 2 exons. Gene Ontology annotation, molecular function: protein folding chaperone. Gene Ontology annotation, biological process: protein insertion into ER membrane. Lineage: Eukaryota; Metazoa; Arthropoda; Thecostraca; Pollicipedomorpha; Pollicipedidae. The record is from RefSeq and is a predicted model, not a curated record. Gene Ontology annotation, cellular component: endoplasmic reticulum membrane. The coding region runs from base 140 to 484 and encodes 114 amino acids.